UAAUAGAUUCACAAACAAAGUAAAUUUACUGGGUCACCGUCGAAAACAUUUCGUUGACCACGCAACGUGGACGUCGUCCUUCCCCAUGCAUGCAUGCAGCUGCGAAUCCUCUCGGCUUCAUGCUACAAAAGAACACCUCGAAUGCUCCAUGAAACUAGGAACUCCCUUUUCCCGUAUGCCAUCACACCGAUCGGCAUGGCUGCUGCUUCUCUUUGCGGCAUCGUCGUCGUCCUCGCUGUCUCGACCUUACUCCGGGGCGCCGACGCCACGGCCAUCACCGUGGAGGAGGCGUGCCAGCAGACGAAGCACCCGGAGUUCUGCGUGAAGGCGCUGUCGUCGGCGAAGCCGGAGAUGAAGACGUCGGCUGGACAGGGCGGCCUGCCGGCGCUGGCGGAGCUCUCGCUUUCGCUUGCAGCGGAGAGCGGCGCGGAGACGGUGUCGUUCGUGAAGAACCUGGCCAAGAUGCCCGGCGGCAUGCCGACGGAGUGCCUGGAGGAGUGCGUGGGGAAGUUCCAGGCGGCGGUGGCGGAUCUGCGGCGGUCCAAGGUGGCGCUGGAGGAGGCGCGGGACGUUUCCGGCGUGAAGGCGUGGGUGUCGGCGGCGAAGACGGACGGCGACACGUGCAUGGACGACUGCCAGAGAGUUGAGGGCGGUUCUGAGCUGCAUAUCGUCGACAAGAUCGGCGAGCUCGGCAAGCUGUGUUCCAUCGCGCUGUCCCUCACCGAUGCCUCCCUACGUAACCGCGCCGCGUGAGAAGACGCGGCCAUGCAGCCACCGAGCCACGC
Messenger RNA from Phragmites australis (common reed), 785 nucleotides. RefSeq names its product pectinesterase inhibitor 3-like. Gene Ontology annotation, biological process: negative regulation of catalytic activity. Gene Ontology annotation, molecular function: enzyme inhibitor activity. The transcript is spliced from 2 exons. The record is from RefSeq and is a predicted model, not a curated record. Bases 94 to 753 code for a protein of 219 amino acids. Lineage: Eukaryota; Viridiplantae; Streptophyta; Magnoliopsida; Poales; Poaceae.